Molecule: messenger RNA, 1050 nt
Organism: Aspergillus steynii IBT 23096
Lineage: Eukaryota; Fungi; Ascomycota; Eurotiomycetes; Eurotiales; Aspergillaceae
Product: NAD(P)-dependent oxidoreductase
Exons: 1
Coding region: 97-975 (292 amino acids)
Molecular function (GO): oxidoreductase activity, acting on the CH-OH group of donors, NAD or NADP as acceptor; NADP binding
Source: RefSeq, a predicted model, not a curated record
AUAAAAUGUUUGAUCUGCUCUGAGCUGAACCUUCCUGGCAAGCUCAACCACUCGGUCAUUAUCAAAUCGACAAAACCAAUAAAACCACCAAACACAAUGUCUCGUUCUAUCAGCAUCCUCGGUCUUGGGGCAAUGGGAACAGCCCUUGCCUCCCAGUUCCUCGCUCAAAACUACAAGACAAUAGUCUGGAACCGUUCGCCUGCCAAGGCAGUUUGUCUCGCCGAACAGGGCGCCCGGGCAGCAUCCACCGUCCUCGAGGCGCUCGCUGCCAGCGACAUGAUCAUCAUAUGUCUUCUGGACAAUAAAGCUGUCGAGGAAACACUCACUCCGUCGUUCGCUUCAUUGUCGGGUAAAACGGGUAAAACCAUCAUCAUUAACCUGACGAACGGCACGCCAAACCAAGCCCGCAAACUGUCCACCCUGAUCACCGACCAGGGCGCGCAGUAUAUCCAUGGCGGUAUCAUGGCCGUGCCCGUCAUGGUCGGUACUCCGCAUGCCAUUCUGCUCUACAGCGGAGCGUCAGAGGAGAUUUUCCGGCCCCUCGAGAGCGAUCUGUCGCAUCUCGGAGUCGUCAAGUACUUUGGUCCAGACGCAGGGUCAGCAUCGCUCCAUGACCUAGCCCUGCUAUCGGGCAUGUACGGCUUAUUCUCCGGGUUCUUUCAUGCAACAGCGCUCGCCAAAUCUCAAGGCACUGCUGCGACGGACUUCAUGUCUAUUCUCACCCCGUGGCUGACCGCCAUGACACAGUAUCUUGGGGUCCUUGCCAAGCAGAUUGACGACGAGGACUUUGCAACAAGGGGUUCAAAUCUGGAAAUGCAACUGGCUGCGGUACCGAAUAUUUUGACGGCGGGAGAUGAUCAAGGCGUUUCGUCGGCAAUGAUUCUUCCUAUCGUUCAGUUGUUGGAAAAGGCUGUGCGUGAUGGAUAUGGAGGGGAUGAUCUUUCUCGUCUGAUUGAAUAUUUCAAGCUAGAGUAGGUACCUAGGUAGAGCAUUUGAAUGAUCAAUUACGGUGACGACGCGUCAUUCGAGUAUAUCAGUACGUGUCUGUUU